UUCUCCUCCAUGCAUCCCAGGACAUUUGUUUACUCACUGCUCACUAGAGGGAGGCCUUUUCCAGUUGUAUUCCUUUUCAGAGGCUUUGUCUUCUGCAUGGGAAAUGGACUCCUUCAAGGCUACUAUCUGGUUUACUGCGCCGAAUACCCUGCUGAGUGGUACACAGACAUACGGUUUAGCCUAGGUGUGUUCUUAUUUAUUUUGGGCAUGGGAAUCAACAUUCACAGCGACUAUAUAUUGCGCCAGCUCAGGAAGCCUGGAGAAGUCAUCUAUAAGAUUCCACAAGGUGGCUUGUUCACGUACGUUUCUGGAGCCAAUUUCCUUGGUGAGAUCAUUGAAUGGAUCGGCUAUGCCUUGGCCACUUGGUCCCUUCCAGCACUUGCAUUUGCAUUUUUCUCACUUUGUUUCCUUGGGCUGCGAGCUCUUCACCAUCAUAGGUUCUACGUCAAGAUGUUUGAGGACUACCCCAAGUCUCGAAAAGCCCUUAUUCCAUUUAUCUUUUAA
Molecule: messenger RNA, 504 nt
Organism: Phacochoerus africanus (Common warthog)
Lineage: Eukaryota; Metazoa; Chordata; Mammalia; Artiodactyla; Suidae
Gene: SRD5A2
Product: steroid 5 alpha-reductase 2
Exons: 4
Coding region: 10-504 (164 amino acids)
Biological process (GO): steroid biosynthetic process
Molecular function (GO): 3-oxo-5-alpha-steroid 4-dehydrogenase activity
Source: RefSeq, a predicted model, not a curated record